Molecule: messenger RNA, 438 nt
Organism: Uloborus diversus
Lineage: Eukaryota; Metazoa; Arthropoda; Arachnida; Araneae; Uloboridae
Product: THAP domain-containing protein 1-like
Exons: 2
Coding region: 1-438 (145 amino acids)
Molecular function (GO): sequence-specific DNA binding
Source: RefSeq, a predicted model, not a curated record
AUGGUUUAUACAUGCUGUGUGCCGAGGUGUAAAGGAAAUUAUCCAAAUACUCCUAAAGUGCAGUUGUUUUCCUUCCCCAAAGAUGACGAACUGAAACGAAAAUGGAUCAGUGCAAUAAAUCGACAGGAUUUCAUUCCUACAAAGUACACGAAGGUCUGCGAACAACACUUUCACGACAGCGACAUUCGUAAAGAGGCAGAGUGUUAUGAUGACAGAACCGGCAAAAAAGUUACUGCACCUUUGAAACGUUUUCAACUAAAUGAAGGUGCAAUUCCAACCAUAUUUCCUGAUUGUCCUGCCUAUAUGUCUUCCAACAAAAUUGUUCGCGAGGACCCUGAAAAACGGCGCUCACGAAUAGAAAAUGAUACAUUAAAUCAAGCAUUAAAUGACAGCUUGAAAGUUCAAAUGGAGUGGGACGCAAAAAACACAUUUGAUUGA